CGCGCUCCACGCAGCGGGAGGCCCCGGCGCUGCUUGGUCCACACCCUCAAGGAUGAGGCCAUGACGCCACGCCUGGACCAGGGCCAGGUCACCCCGCCCCGCCCCGCCCUCCCCGGGGCUCCCCGAGGGGAGCCCAGGGGGUGCCGCUGCUGACCCAGCUGCCUCCGCAGCGUCUCCCGGAGCCUCGGGGGUCCUGGCUGUGCUCAUGGGGACCCCCAGGCCUGGGGAUCCCCACUGGCCGGCCUCUGGCCACGCGGGAAGACCCCUUCCGGUCCAGAACCUGUUGCUGCUGCUGGGGAUCCUCCUGAGCUGUGGCUUGGGGGGCGGUGCUCAGGGUCCAGGGGAGUGGACCUUGUGGGGGUCCUGGAGCCGCUGUUCCAGCUCCUGCGGCCGGGGCGUCUCGGUGCGCAGCCGGCGCUGCAUCCGGCUUCCCGGGGAAGAUCCGUGCUGGGGGGACUCCCACGAGUACCGGCUCUGCCAGCUGCCUGACUGCGCCCCCGGGGCCGUGCCCUUCCGAGACCUACAGUGCGCUCUGUACAACGGCCUCCCUGUGCUGGGCACCCACAAGACCUACCAGUGGGUGCCCUUCCACGGCGCGCCCAACCAGUGCGAUCUCAACUGCCUGGCGGAGGGACAAGCCUUCUACCACAGCUUCGGCCGCGUCCUGGACGGCACGCCCUGCAGCCCCGGCGCCCCGGAGCUCUGCGUGGCCGGACGCUGCCUCUCCCCUGGCUGUGAUGGGAUUCUGGGAUCCGGCGCCACGGAGGACCAAUGCGGCCGCUGCGGGGGCGCCGCCGACUCGUGCCUGCGGGUGCAGCGCGUGUUCCGGGACGCGGGUGCCUGGGCCGGGUACUGGAACGUGACACUGAUCCCUCAGGGAGCCAGGCACAUUCGCGUGGGGCAUCGCAGCCACAACCACCUGGCGCUGCUGGGAGAUGACGGGCAUUAUGUGUUCAACGGGAAUUGGGUGCUCAGUGCGCCUGGCACCUACGAGGUGGCCGGCACCCAUGUGGUCUACACUCGCACUGCGGGUCCAGAGGAGACACUGAGCGCCACCGGACCCACCUCCCACGACUUGCUCCUGCAGGUCCUCCUGCGGGAGCCCAACCCUGGCAUUGAAUUUGAAUUCUGGCUUCCCCGGGAGCGCUACGACCCCUUUCAAGCUCAGGCGCAGGCCCUGGGCUGGUCCCUGCGGCAGCCGCAGCCUCGGGAAGUGGAGCCUCGGCCCCCUGAGCCCCCCGCCAGCCCUGUGACCCCGGCCCCAGACCCCUGCCCGCCCUGCCCGGACGCCAGAGGGCGCGCCCACCGGUUACUCCACUAUUGUAACAGCGACUUCGUGUUUCAGGCCCGGGUGCUGGGCCGCCGUCGGCACGCCCAGGAGACACGCUACGAGGUGCGCGUGGAACGCAUCUACAAGAGCCGUGGGCCGCUGCGGGGCCGUGAGUACGUGUGGGCGCCCGGCCGCUGCCCCUGCCCGCCGUUGGCCCCCCACCACGACUACCUGCUCGCCGUGCGGCGCCUUGUCAGCCCCGACGGCACCCAGGACAGGUUGUUCCUGCCCCAGUCCGGCUACGCCCGGCCCUGGAGCCCUGCCGAGGACAGCCGAGCCCGCCUGGCUGCCCGGCGCUGUCCCGCCUGAGCCUCCAUCCCAGCAGCCAAGGACACACGGAGUGGACGCUCCUUCUCGUUUUCACUCUCACCCUGGCUGCCAGGAAGCUCCUGCAUGCUCCUGCUGUCCUUCUGGCCUGCCAGGCCGAACUUUAGAGACAGCGUGACCAAUACCUGCGUCUCUGGCUCUGUGGACAGCCCGCCCCCACUUCCGUCCUGUCUGGGAGGGAGUCGGGGUGAUCUCGAGAACAAACUUGGGUCUGUGGGUGUCCCCUGGCCACUCCCCUUCCCUGCCACACUGGGGAUGGUGGGGGUCACUGCCCUGCCUGUGGCUCCUGUAGGGGGCGUUUCCCAUGGGGAUGACGGAUGGACCCAUGCGUGCUGCUGGUGCAGGGAGCGGCCCUGUGAGGCUGGAGGAGCAAAGACAGAGGAGG
This is a messenger RNA of Ochotona curzoniae (black-lipped pika), 2042 nucleotides long. RefSeq names its product ADAMTS like 5 (gene ADAMTSL5). Gene Ontology annotation, cellular component: extracellular matrix. Lineage: Eukaryota; Metazoa; Chordata; Mammalia; Lagomorpha; Ochotonidae. Gene Ontology annotation, biological process: extracellular matrix organization. The transcript is spliced from 13 exons. Gene Ontology annotation, molecular function: protein binding; metalloendopeptidase activity. The record is from RefSeq and is a predicted model, not a curated record. The coding region runs from base 206 to 1639 and encodes 477 amino acids.